AUGGCGGCGACGUUGGCAUUGGGAAAGAAGUCUUGGGUACUGCCUGCUGCACCCAGCCCAAUGUGUAUCUGCGUGCUGGAAGAAUGGUGCCAGGCCGCGCAUCCUGAAUUGCACUGGGAGCUUCACCCUUCACUGGGCGGUGCAACAAGCUCCACCAUUCCACAUGUGGACGAGCAAGAUGCUUAUUGUCAGAUGUGCAAGGGGCAGCUUGGGAGUGUGCUGCAGCAGCGCCUGGGUCGACCAAUCAUCCCGGGUGAUAUUGAGUAUGUCUCUCGACCAACGGGGUCCGAGUGGAUUUGUACCAUUUAUUUGCACUGUGUAUUAUUUGCCGAAAGCUCUCCGAAGGUCUGCUUCGAAGGUCGGCCUGCAGGCACCAGGAAGGAGGCUGAAGAGAGCGCAGCUCGCGAAGCGCUUGUAAAGCUUCACACGACAGAUGCACAGCUGCAAGUCGCUGACAAGCAGCUGGACGGCACCAGUGAGCUGUGCAAGUUGCUGCAGAAGCUGUUGGGCAGGCCGCUGCACAGCGAGGAUUUCGUGUGGACCUACGAAUUGAAGGAGGAAGGGUUCGUCGCUUCCCUUGAGGUCCCGGCAUGCUCCCUAGCAGCAACCAAAGGUGGGGCGCGCAAGACCAAAAAGGAAGCGAACCAGAGUGCGGCACAGUCAGCUUUGAACUUCCUGCGUGAUCGCUGCCAGAAUCGAGACCUCAGCCAGGCACCACAUUCACAAAGCAAGCCUGCCCCCAAUUUUCGGGCUAGAGAUAACAAAAGCGAGCUUUGCCGGAUAAUGCAGAGGAUGUUAGACAGAGCGCUGACACCGGAGGAUUUGCGAUGGAGCUUCUCAGUGAGGCAGAACCUUUGGGUCGCCAGCGUGGCUGCUCCAGCAUGCGGGCUUCAUUCUACAGAAGGUGUUGGCUGCCUCACGAAGAAAGCAGCUGCGCAAAGCGCAGCUGGAAAGGCUUUGAGGUCAUUGUGCCAGCUGCCACCUGGGCCGUUAUCGGCUGUGAGGAGCCAGGAGAAGACUGAUACCUCUUCCAUGUGUCGGGCAUAUUUCUUUGAGGUGAGCGUGACCUGCGACCAGCAGCUUCUUGCACAUGUACGUGGUCCGGUAUUUGAGGAUAAGCGUUUGGCCAAGCAAGCGGCUGCAUGGCAAGCAUGUCGAGCCCUCGUCCAGGCAGGAGUGAAAUCGCCGGAGACGGAUGCCAGUGCUCGCAGAGAUGCUUCCCGUCCCCAGGUUCCGUGGCGGUGCGAUCUUCGCGAGCUCCACGGCACUGCCUGCCCUCCCACGAUCAGCACUCGAGCCACAAGCAGUUCCGACACUGAGGCUCCCACAACUCCGAGCGCCUCCAUGCCAAAAGAGAGCGCAGGGUGCCGGACCUACUACGGAGAGAUCGUGGAAGCUCUCAAGAACCAGAAGUUUCCGAAAGACGUUGCUUGCACACCUCAGCCAGUUGAGCCGUUGGAUCCGAGGCAUGAGAUUGUUGUUCUAUAG
Molecule: messenger RNA, 1488 nt
Organism: Symbiodinium sp. CCMP2592
Lineage: Eukaryota; Dinophyceae; Suessiales; Symbiodiniaceae
Source: the annotation of a GenBank genome assembly